CCUUUACGGACCUUUUUGUCAGACCUGAGGGGGUGUUUGCUCAAAGACCCACAACUUCUGAACGCUUUUUUUUUUUUAUAAGCAAAAGCAGCUGCUGCGGGCCCAUGUGUGUGUGAGGAGGGGUGUGUGUGUGUGUUGCAAAAGAGAGAGGGAGAAAGUUUUUCACUUUUUUUUUUUUUUUUGUGGAAAGUUGAAAGCCAUGAACGCCGAGACGUGCAGUGCAUACAGCGACAUGACCUCCAUGGAUGCGUUUUAUAGCCCCUCUGCAGCACAGGGUCGGGACCACCAGGCGGACCACUUGAGGACUGAGACCAAAUGCAAAGGUCACAUGUACGGAGACAAGUCCCGGAGCCCCUUCCUGCAGGAGUGCCACACACUGGAUGCUGGACAGGCCGCCUUCAGCAAAUUCCACCUCUUCAUGCACAGAUCCCCCUGCAGGACACCUCCGGAGGAAGGUGAGGAGCGACACUCUGCAGACAUCCUCUCCUGCUAUGGUAAGGACACUUCCAGUCUGACAGACUCUGACUUGACUCCACUCUCCGACCAUCCGACGAUGGACGCCGGCUACCAGGCUGCGAAGGCGGCCUCUGAUAGGUCGACGGGCGCCGAUCUCGCCGGCCCCCACGACAAGGGCGACGGCGGCGAGAGCAACAAGGGCAAGAAGAGGCGCAAUCGCACCACCUUCACCAGCUACCAGCUGGAAGAGCUGGAGAAGGUCUUCCAGAAGACGCACUACCCCGAUGUUUACGCCCGUGAGCAGCUGGCCCUGAGGACCGACCUGACGGAAGCACGUGUGCAGGUGUGGUUCCAGAACCGGCGUGCCAAAUGGAGAAAAAGGGAGCGUUUUGGUCAGAUGCAGCAGGUUCGAACGCAUUUCUCUACAGCUUACGAGCUGCCGCUGCUGACACGCCCUGAGAGUUACGCACAAAUACAGAACCCAUCCUGGAUCAGCGGCAGCAGCGCGGCGUCACCCGUGCCGGGUUGCGUCGUGUCCUGCGACACGAUGACCCCCUGCAUGACCCCUCACCCCCACUCCGCCAGCGGGGUGUCCGACUUCCUGGGUGUUCCCAGCCCCGUAGGUCACAUGGGCCAGGCCCACAUGGGCGGCCUGUUUGGAGGCUCUCCGGGCAUGGCUACGGGCCUCAACACGUACGAUCUCAACAUGGACCCUGACCGCAAGUCCUCCAGUAUCGCCUCUCUGCGCAUGAAGGCCAAAGAGCACAGUGCGGCGAUAUCUUGGGCCACAUGAUGUGUGGUUCCUACCGAAGGGGUGUGUGUGUGUGUGUGUGUGUGUGGGAAGGAAAUCAAACCUAGCACUAACACUACAGGCAACGCUGACUACCUUCAUUAAAAGUGCAUAUGCAAAUGAGGAAGCAAUUUGGGUUUGAGACUUUUGAUGUGCAGAACUGAUGUUGAUACCAAACAGAUUCAUGCACUUAUUUGCUCAAAUACAGGAAGUUAUUGUACAGCACUUCCAGUGCAAUUUGGUGUUAUUUCUUAUUUAAAUAUUUUGCUUUUUUUUUUUUUACUAUCUGCUGCCUCAGGAAGAGCAGUCGGACAUAACACAAUAACAAGCCGCCAUCCUGGAGAAAAACACAAAGAUUCAACAUAUCGAAGCACAACAUUGUCAGCGCCCUGAUGGUGUAAGACAGGGAUGUCCAAAAUGUGUUUUUUUUUGUUGUAUCCGAAAAAGGCAUUUAAUUCAUUAUUAUUGAGACAUAUGAUUACCAUACUUGCCAAC
Molecule: messenger RNA, 1741 nt
Organism: Nerophis lumbriciformis (worm pipefish)
Lineage: Eukaryota; Metazoa; Chordata; Actinopteri; Syngnathiformes; Syngnathidae
Product: homeobox protein aristaless-like 4
Biological process (GO): regulation of transcription by RNA polymerase II
Molecular function (GO): DNA-binding transcription activator activity, RNA polymerase II-specific; RNA polymerase II transcription regulatory region sequence-specific DNA binding
Source: RefSeq, a predicted model, not a curated record